Messenger RNA from Echinops telfairi (small Madagascar hedgehog), 1519 nucleotides. It is a transcript of the gene KAT8, whose product is annotated as lysine acetyltransferase 8. Bases 16 to 1401 code for a protein of 461 amino acids. Gene Ontology annotation, biological process: regulation of DNA-templated transcription. Lineage: Eukaryota; Metazoa; Chordata; Mammalia; Afrosoricida; Tenrecidae. The record is from RefSeq and is a predicted model, not a curated record. Gene Ontology annotation, molecular function: histone acetyltransferase activity. The transcript is spliced from 11 exons.
ACUUCCUUUCCGGCCAUGGCGGCACCCGGUGCGGCCGCGGCGGUUGUGGCGGCGACUGCUGGGGUGGUAGGGGAGGGUGACCCCGGGCCCGGGGACAGUGUGGCGGUGGAGGGCGCCGCCCCGUCCCCGGGCCGUGUCUCUCCCCCGACCCCCGCGCGCGGCGAGCCGGAAGUCACCGUGGAGAUCGGAGAAACCUACCUGUGCCGGCGGCCGGACAGCACCUGGCAUUCCGCGGAAGUGAUCCAGUCUCGAGUCAAUGACCAGGAGGGCCGAGAGGAAUUCUAUGUGCACUAUGUGGGCUUUAACCGGCGACUGGAUGAAUGGGUCGACAAGAACCGGCUGGCACUGACCAAGACAGUGAAGGACGCCGUGCAGAAGAACUCCGAGAAGUACCUCAGUGAGCUGGCUGAGCAGCCCGAACGCAAGAUCACCCGCAACCAGAAGCGCAAGCAUGAUGAGAUCAACCACGUGCAGAAGACCUACGCAGAGAUGGACCCGACCACGGCGGCCCUGGAGAAGGAGCAUGAGGCGAUAACCAAGGUGAAGUACGUGGACAAGAUCCACAUCGGGAACUACGAAAUUGACGCCUGGUACUUCUCCCCUUUCCCUGAGGACUAUGGGAAACAGCCCAAGCUCUGGCUCUGCGAGUACUGCCUCAAGUACAUGAAGUACGAGAAGAGUUACCGCUUCCACUUGGGCCAGUGUCAGUGGCGGCAGCCCCCAGGGAAGGAGAUCUAUCGCAAGAGUAACAUCUCCGUGUAUGAGGUGGACGGCAAAGACCACAAGAUUUACUGCCAGAACCUGUGUCUGCUGGCCAAACUGUUCUUGGACCACAAGACGCUGUACUUCGACGUGGAGCCCUUCGUCUUUUACAUCCUGACCGAGGUGGACCGGCAGGGGGCUCACAUUGUUGGCUACUUCUCCAAGGUGAACACGGAGAAGGAGUCCCCAGAUGGCAACAACGUGGCCUGCAUCCUGACCCUGCCCCCUUACCAGCGCCGCGGCUACGGGAAGUUUCUCAUCGCCUUCAGCUAUGAGCUGUCUAAACUGGAGAGCACGGUGGGCUCCCCCGAGAAGCCGCUCUCUGACCUGGGCAAACUCAGCUACCGCAGCUACUGGUCCUGGGUGCUGCUGGAGAUCCUGCGAGACUUCCGGGGCACGCUGUCCAUCAAGGACCUGAGCCAGAUGACCAGCAUCACCCAGAAUGACAUCAUCAGCACCCUGCAGUCCCUCAACAUGGUCAAGUACUGGAAGGGCCAGCACGUCAUCUGCGUCACACCCAAGCUGGUGGAGGAACACCUCAAGAGUGCCCAGUAUAAGAAACCGCCCAUCACAGUGGACUCUAUCUGCCUCAAGUGGGCCCCCCCCAAACACAAGCAAGUAAAACUCUCCAAGAAGUGAUGGCCUGGGCCCAGCACUUGGACUCAGCCCCCUUGCUCACCCCUCUCGCCUCCAGUUUGUAAAUGGAUGUACAGACCUGUUUGUUUCCUUGUUUAAAUAAAGUAACUUCUUUAGUGGC